Messenger RNA from Gryllus bimaculatus (two-spotted cricket), 863 nucleotides. The record is from the annotation of a GenBank genome assembly. NCBI's taxonomy places the organism in Eukaryota, Metazoa, Arthropoda, Insecta, Orthoptera, Gryllidae.
AUGUUUGCGCGGGCGCAGCGAAGCGCUCGCUUUCUCCCGGCGGCGGCGGCGGUGGCGCGGCGUGAGCGAUGCGACUGUGGAGGCGGCGCGGCGGUGGCGGAGGAGGCGGUGACGGAGAUGGAGGUGGCGUUGACCGUGAUGACGGAGGCUGCGGCGGCGGCAGACGCGACGCGGGAGGGGGCGGAGAUCGGGAUGGAGAAGGUGGUGGUAGUGGACGUUAGUGACGGUGGCGGUGGCGGUGGUGAUGGCUGUGAUGUCGGUACGGUGUUGUCAUGGUUCGCCAAUUCGGGCAGUUCCGCUCAUCCUUUAACAAUAAAUGGAAACCUUCGUUUGGACGACGACGGGGUAAUUGCUGGAUUAAUGCAUUCUCUCCACGACCAGGACCAGGGUCGGAUCCCGAGGCCGUCAAGCGAUCGGGACUUUCCUGAUUACUUUUGCACCUGCAAGAAGCGGGUAGUCCUUCCUGUUGCCUUAUUGCACGCUAGAGGCAGAGUGAAAGAGAUAUUUUCAAGAGACUGAAUAACUGCUGUAUUAGACAAUGCGUUUUGUGAUGUAAAACACGAAGAACUUAUUUUGCAUCACGUCACGCAAUUGAAUCUAAUACAGUCCAAGGAAAUGUAAGUGAUCCAUAAUUAUAUCAUCAAUAAUUGUUUGGAGUGGGAUAAUGAAAUGUAAGUGAUCCAUAAUUAUAUCAUAAAUAAUUGUUUGGAGUGGGAUAAUGUUAUCUGAGUGAAGAAAUUCAUUGAUGUUUAACAAUAGCCCAGAAAAGUGUUGAAUUUUAUGCAAAUUGAUUCUGGUUGCUUUUGUUGCAACUUCCCAAAAGCUGCAAGUUCCAAAACAAGGUUGAUAGACUCAUCGACACU